UUAAACUUCUCUGGUUCAUAGGACUGAAAAACAUAACUUUGUGGAAAAGAUUGUUUUAAUCCAUAAGCCAACAAACAUAAACAGGAAAAGGUGAUGACCUCGGAAGGAGAAGAGAUCCUUCCUAAGGGGUGCUUGGAAUUGCGAAGAAGACUGAAGAAUUGAGAGAACAGCUGGCAUGGAGUCCUGCCUCCUCGUGAGCACAGACUCCGCCUUCCGUUCCGCCCUCCCCAAAGGACUGGUGGGGGCGGGAACGUAGAGUGGUGACGUGUUGUAGAAGCUCUUGUGGGUUGGCUGAGGCAGCGGCCCCCUGCCCUUCUCGGAAGUAACCGGGGAGCGAGGCGGCUCCAGGAGAGCUGGCUUGCCGCGGAGGUAAACAUGGCGGCCGCGGACGCAGCGGCACCGUCCGCGGUUUUGGCCCCAGCCCCGCUACUAGCUCCGGUUCCGGACCCGGCCGCGACCCGAAACAGUAGAGAAGAUGCUGCUACCUACGCGACUUCCAGCCGGUGGGGACUCGGCGCUGGGUUGCGAGGAAGCCGAGCUAGGAUGGCGGGGGGAAAACGACAGUCUUCAAUCGCGACCCCGAACCCGGUUCUUGCGGGCGAACUGAUCCGGCCGUCCGUGUCGGAGCUGUCCCGGGCCGUGCGCACCAACAUUCUGUGCACCGUGCGCGGCUGCGGCAAGAUCCUGCCCAACGGGCCCGCGCUCAACAUGCACCUGGUGAAGAGCCAUCGCCUGCAGGAUGGAAUAAUAAAUCCAACAGUAAGAAAGGACUUGAAAACGACACCCAAAUUCUAUUGUUGCCCUAUUAAAGGAUGUCCUAGAGGUCCUGACAGGCCAUUUUCACAAUUUUCUCUUGUAAAACAGCACUUUAUGAAAAUGCAUGCUGAAAAGAAGCAUAAAUGUGAUAAAUGUAGCAACUCCUAUGGUACUGAAUGGGACUUAAAACGACAUGCAGAAGAUUGUGGCAAGAUUUUCCAGUGCACAUGUGGUUGCCCAUAUGCCAGCAGAACAGCAUUGCAGUCACACAUUUAUCGAACUGGCCAUGAAAUCCCUGCAGAGCACAGGGACCCACCUGGUAAGAAAAGGAAAAUGGAAAACUCUCUGCAUAAUCAGCAAUUGUCUGAUAAGGCACUUGAAUCGCUAAUCAACAAACCAACGACUAGAACAGAUACUCAAGACCUGGAAACUUCAGAGAUAAAGUUGGUGGCUUCUUUUGAAGAUUCUUGUAGCUCUAAUGCCAGAAAGCAAACCCUUACACCUCCAAGAUACACUCCAAAGUUGCUUUUGCCGAAGCCCAAAGUGGCUUUGGUUAAGCUUCCUGUUAUGCAGUUUUCACAUUUGCCUAUUUUUGUGCCUGCAGCAGACUCUUCGGUCCAGCCCAUGGUGGUUGGUGUUGAUAAUCAAGGGUCUGUCACAAACACUGUUCAUCUACUUCCUUUGUCAAUAGGAACUUUGAUACUAGGAUUGGAUUCAGAGGGUUUCUCCCUUAAGGAAGGCUUACCACUUUCAAAAAUAGUUAAUCCCGUUGCUGUUGAACCUAUUAGUACAGGUGUACAAGUGAAUUUGGGCAAAAACUCAACUAAUGCAUUACAAGAAUUAGAAAAUAUGUGUCAAAAGAAUAAAAUUUCUUCCAUCAAUGUACAAACAGAUGUAUCUUAUACUUCACAAACUCUCAUGUCAUCUUCACCUUGGGCCCCUCCCGAUUCCUCUGUGUCUUCUUGUUCUCAAACAGAUUUAACAUUUGGUUCUCAAGUUUCUCUUCCCAUCAGUGUUCAGACUCAAACAUUUUUGCCCUGUACUAAGAUAACCUCCUCCAUAGCAGCACAGACAGAUACCUUUACUCAUGCUUGUCUCCAGCCAUGUGGGAUCUCUAGGGAAACUCAGACCAGUGGAAUCCAGAGUUCAGCAGAUGCCACAAUGUCAGUGAACCAGACUGUCAUGUGUAAUGAUAUAUUUGAGAAUGUCCAUUCUUACAAUGUUUCUACCCCAGACAUUGCAAACAAUAGUUUAGUCACUGCUCCUGUAUCUCACAGUUUGUUACCUCACGAGGGCUGUAAGAAUUUGCGUCAAGACAGUGUAAAAUCUACACCUGUUAUGAAUUUCAGUACACAAAAUAAUAUACUCCCAUCACAAAACAUGACUGAUAACCAAACCCAAACAAUAGAUUUGUUAAAUGAUCUUGAAAACAUACUGUCUGGUAGUCUUCCAGGCCAGACUUUGGAUAGCCGUAGUCUCCUGUCUGAUAGUAACACUGGAGCUGACACUCAGCUGUCAUCUGGGUCAACCCAGAACCCAGGAAUUGAUUUUGACAUUGAAGAGUUUUUUUCAGCUUCAAAUAUCCAAACUCAAACAGAAGAGAGUGACCUUAGCAACAUAAACACUGAACCUGUCUUGGAAUCUCUGGAUAUAGAAACCCAAACAGACUUCUUGCUGGCAGACAGCACCACUCAGUCUUACAGUUGCAAAGGCAAUUCCAACUUCCUAGGGCUAGAAAUGUUUGAUACUCAAACACAGACUGAUUUAAACUUCUUCUUAGAUACUAGUCCUCAUCUGCCUCUGGCAAAUAUUCUGAAACACUCUAGCUUUUCUGUGAGUACUGAUUCUUCUGACACAGAAACUCAAACUGAAGGACUCUCUGCUGAUAAAAAUGUACCUGGCUUGGGAAAAGUCCAAUUGAAUAGUACAGAAACCCAGACAAUGAAUAGUGGUUUUGAAAGCCUUGGGAAUUUAUUCUUUACCAGCAAUGAAACUCAAACUGCAAUGGAUGACUUUCUUUUGGCUGAUUUGGCUUGGAAUACGAUGGAAUCUCAGUUCAGUUCUGUAGAAACACAGACAUGUGCUGAACUGUGUUCUGUGUCAAAUUUCUAAGUGUGAGAAAAAACUUUUGGAAACUUUAGUGAAAAAAUGAAAGAAUGGAGGACAACAGUGGUCUCUCUGUGGUGAAUGUAACUGAACUUACGCAGUUCUUAGCAGUUCCUCAAAAUAAUUUGUUUCUUGUAUUUGUAAACAUGAAACUUGUAUGUGUUUUAUAAAGUGUCAGUGUCUAUAAAUUAUUAUUUUUUUAGUUGCUCACUACAAUUUCAUUUACGGUAAUUGUCAUCAUAGUUAUUUUUUCCUUUUACACACCGAAAAUUCACAUACUGAAACCAAGUCUACCUGCUUCUGUACUUUAGCCUGUUUUUGUUAUGUUUUCAAAACAUUUUGGUCUAAGUAUAGAAAGUGCUUUAUUGUGGGGGCAGGAGGGAGGGGGGAGAGAAGAAACAAAAUUUUGGGUUUUUUGCACUUAGAACUUUUAAACAAUGUUGGCUCAAAAUUCCUGUUGGUUCUUGAAGCUAGUAUUUGAGGUGGACAGAUACUUUCUAAUCCCUAGUCUUAGCAGGCUGUGUUAGAUGUAGCCAGAUUUGUGAUGACAGCCACAUUUUUUUGUUUGUUUGUUUGGGAGCCUCACCAUCUGUUUUCUGACUUUAAGGAUUUCAAAACAAAACGUCAACCCUGUUACAAUUUUUACCUAUUAAAAUAAUCACUGUAUAAAAGAGUAAUGACUCUUGAGCUACAACAAAGCGUCCAAUACUUUUAAAAUGUUCAGUCUCUCUUUGCUUUUCCACAGGGACUCUCCUAUAACAAUGCUCUUAAAGGAAAAGAUGAUAGAUAAAGUGAUGUUAGUUCUUUUGAAAGUAAUUGUCAACUAACAAAAUUGAGCAAAACUGAAAUCAUUUAUGGAACCAGAUUGGAGAUAUUUUACAAAUCUUACACUGAGAUUCUCUUUUAAGUGUCAUAGACUGAAUGGUGCUCAAGAGCUACUUCCCAAAGCAAACAAAAUAAUUUUUGGCCCCUUUGGAUGUUAAGGAAUCCUAUCCUGCUAAAAAACAAAAACACCUACCCUUAUCUCUUACUCCUCCUUGGCUAACUUAGGGCAAGGAUACAACCUAUGUUGUCCUUUUUCUUAUUAAAUUGCCCCAAUUUCUAUAUCUAAAUUUAUGGCUAACAUCUCUCAUUAAUGAAAUGCUCUGGUGAGGGAAUAAUACUUGUGCCUUGGGGCUGGACGUUCUAGAGUAGAUUAGUCUUAUAUAACAUUUUUUUUUCUUUAUGUCAAGAAUACCAAAUAGUACAGUCCUAAUAUAAA
Molecule: messenger RNA, 4123 nt
Organism: Sarcophilus harrisii (Tasmanian devil)
Lineage: Eukaryota; Metazoa; Chordata; Mammalia; Dasyuromorphia; Dasyuridae
Gene: ATMIN
Product: ATM interactor
Exons: 5
Coding region: 376-2868 (830 amino acids)
Biological process (GO): regulation of transcription by RNA polymerase II
Cellular component (GO): nucleus
Molecular function (GO): transcription cis-regulatory region binding; DNA-binding transcription factor activity, RNA polymerase II-specific
Source: RefSeq, a predicted model, not a curated record